Nicotiana attenuata is the source of this 575-nucleotide messenger RNA. RefSeq lists its product as uncharacterized. The transcript has a single exon. Lineage: Eukaryota; Viridiplantae; Streptophyta; Magnoliopsida; Solanales; Solanaceae. The record is from RefSeq and is a predicted model, not a curated record. Bases 194 to 430 code for a protein of 78 amino acids.
AAGGCUGACUAGUGAACAAACCAUUAAACAUGUCUUUUUCAUCAUCAAUCCUUUUAUAGAUAUAUAUAAAUACAACCCCAUACGUUUACAACUUCUCAACUAACAAAACCAGAGAAGAAACAAGAGAGAAAGAUUAGGAGUUUUAGUAUCCAAAAUUUUGAUUUUCUGUUUAAAGCUUUUGCAAGUAAAAGAGAUGGAGCAGAAAAAGGGAAACAUCAACAGCAACAAAGUUGAAGAAGAAGGAGCUAUGGGAGUUAUAGUCCAUAGCCAAGUAAGAAAAAUAAGACAAGAAAUGGAGAAAAUCAAGCAUCCAUCUCUUCAGCAGACGGAGAUGAGACCAACUGUUCGUGAGAUUACAGGAAAACAACAGCAACAAAGAUCGAGAUCGCCGUUGGGAUUAGCUCAAAGGCCUAUUUCUGUUGGAAGCUAAUACUUGAAUUUUUGUUCUCGUGUUCUUCCUUUUGUUAGCUUCUUCAUCUUUUUGAGCUUCUUCUUUGGGUUUUUUCUUUUUAAAUUUGUAUAUAUACAGAUAAAGGAUGCUUUUGACAAGUCUCAUCUCUUGUGUUUGUAUUUGA